CUCUGGCACCUGGCUCAGGUUGUCGGUCAGGGUUUGGAGCAGCUUCAUCCUCAGACUUUGGGAAUACACUGCUUCCACCAGGAGGACCCUGGAGGCCAGGGAUUCAGAAUCAUCAGUUUGGUCUCAGCCAACAAGACGCCACCACGCCAUGUUUCAAGUCCAGCUACGCAUCGCCCAGCUCCAGGAGGCAACACCAUGCUCAGGGGUCUGCAGGCCAGCUUGGCCGGCACCUGAAGGGCAGGAAUCCUGAGGACACGCCUGCACAGGACAGGGACCCGCCCCUGGACUUGAGGCCAGGCACACAGACCUGUGGGGACCAAGGGGCAUUCUGCAAGCAGUGCAGGGAGCCCUCACGGCAUCACAAAGAAGACGGAAGCAGCCGAGAGUGACCUCACAGCAAGCCCUCCCACCACACCACUGCUCUCCUAGAUCCAGAGCCCACCCCUUGGUCAGCACACCCCAACUCUAGGACCUCCCAACCCAGCCUUCAGGGACCUGCUGUGGGUGGUGGCCGCUCCCCAGUGACUCAAAGCGCCUGCCGAUGGGGAAGGCAGAAAGCCCAGUGGGAAUGGUGGACAGAGCCAGCCUGGCAGGGCAGAAGCGCCAAGGCUUCCUGGAGAGGGGGCUGCUGCUCCUGCUCCUGCUGGUGAUGGGUGCCCUGGUGGCCCUGGGCGUCCUCUACAGCCGAGGGAAGCAGCUGCACCCCUUUACUAGCUGGUGGUGCUCCUCACAUGAAGAGAGGACCGUUGUAAAACGAGAACCCCAAGCAGUCCAGGAGCCCGAGCAGGUGGAUGAGAUCUGCACCAGCCCGGGCUGCGUGAUAGCCGCUGCCAGGAUCCUCCAGAACAUGGAUUCCUCCAUGGAGCCGUGCAACGACUUCUAUCAGUACGCGUGCGGAGGCUGGCUGCGGCGCCACGUGAUCCCUGAAACCAGCUCCCGCUACAGCAUCUUUGACAUCCUCCGGGACGAGCUGGAGGUCGUCCUCAAAGGCGUGCUGGAGAAUUCCACCACCAAAUCUCGGCCAGCCGUGGAGAAGGCCAAGCUGCUGUACCGCUCCUGCAUGAACGAAAGCGUGAUAGAGAAGCGAGACUCUCAGCCUCUGCUGGACAUCUUGGCGGUGGUGGGGGGCUGGCCGGUGGCCAUGGAUAAGUGGAACGAGACCAUAGGCCCCAAGUGGGAGCUGGAGCGGCAGCUGGCAGUGAUGAACACGCAGUUCAACCGGCGGGUCCUCAUCGACCUCUUCGUGUGGAAUGACGACCUGAACUCCAGCCGCCACAUCAUCUAUAUAGACCAGCCAACGCUGGGCAUGCCAUCCCGCGAGUACUACAUCAAGAAGGCCAGCAACCAGAAGGUGCGGGACGCCUACCUGCAGUUCAUGAUGUCGGUGGCCACCAUGCUGCGGAGGGACAGCAAACUGCCGAAGAACAACCAGCUGGUGCGGGAUGACAUGCUGCAGGUGCUGGAGCUGGAGACUCGCCUGGCCAACGCCACGGCACCCCCGGAGGAGAGGCACGACGUCACCUUGCUGUACCACAGGAUGGACCUGCAGCAGGUCCAGGACAGGUUCAGUCUGAAGGGUUUUAACUGGACUCUCUUCGUACAAACUGUGCUGUCCUCUGUCAAAAUCAAGCUGCUGCCCAACGAGGAAGUGGUAGUCUAUGGCAUUCCCUACCUGCAGCACCUGGAGGACAUCAUUGACCGCUACUCGGCCAGGACCAUGCAGAACUAUCUGGUCUGGCGCCUGGUGCUGGAUCGCAUCGGCAGCCUGAGCCAGCGGUUCAAGGAAGCCCGGGUGAAGUACCGAAAGGCGCUGUACGGCACCACAGUGGAGGAGGUGCGCUGGCGUGAGUGCAUCAGCUACGUCAACAGCAACAUGGAGAGCGCCGUGGGCUCCCUGUAUGUCAAGCAGGCCUUCCCCCGGGACAGCAUGAACGUGGUCCGACAGCUCAUCAGCAAGGUUCGGGCUGUGUUCGUGGAGAACCUGGAUGAGCUGGGCUGGAUGGACCAGGAGUCCAAGAAGAAGGCCCAGGAGAAGGCCUUGAGCAUCCGGGAGCAGAUUGGCUAUCCCGCCUACAUCCUGGAGGAGGACAACAAGCGCCUGGACCAGGAGUAUUCCAGCCUGAACUUCUCGGAGCACCUGUACUUUGAGAAUGCACUGCAGAACCUCAAGGCCAGUGCUCACAGGAGCCUCAGGAAGCUUCGGGAAAAGGUGGACCAGAAUCUCUGGAUCAUUGGAGCUGCCGUGGUCAAUGCCUUCUACUCCCCAAACCGAAAUCAGAUCGUGUUUCCCGCGGGGAUCCUCCAGCCGCCCUUCUUCAGCAAGGAGCAGCCACAGGCCUUGAACUUUGGGGGCAUUGGGAUGGUGAUCGGGCACGAGAUCACGCAUGGCUUUGAUGACAAUGGCCGCAACUUCGACAAGAACGGCAACAUGCUGGACUGGUGGAGCAACUUCUCGGCCCACCACUUCCGGCAGCAGUCGGAGUGCAUGAUCCACCAGUACGGCAACUACAGCUGGGACCUGGCCGACAACCAGAACGUGAACGGAUUCAGCACCCUCGGGGAAAACAUCGCAGACAACGGAGGGGUGCGCCAGGCCUACAAGGCCUACCUAAAGUGGAUGGCGGAAGGUGGCAAAGACCAGCUGCUGCCCGGGCUGGAGCUCACCUACAAACAGCUCUUCUUUAUCAACUAUGCCCAGGUGUGGUGCGGUUCCUACAGGCCCGAGUUUGCUAUCCAGUCCAUCAAGACUGAUGUCCACAGUCCACUGAAGUACAGGGUGCUGGGCUCCCUGCAGAACCUGCCUGCCUUCGCCAAUGCAUUCAACUGCGCCCCGGGCUCCCCCAUGCGCCCCAAGCAGCGGUGCCGCAUCUGGUAGCUGAGGCUGAGCUGUGCUCCGUGACUCGCGCCACCUUGGGCUGAAGAGGCAGUGUUUCACCAAGAAGGUGCAGCCAGUGGGGGUCAGCAGGGACAUGCAUCUGUGCCCUGCGGCCACUGUGCCCCCCAGGCAUCCUUCACAUUGGCAGGCACCAGAGAGACCUGUGUCCAGGCUGCGCUCUCCGUGCUACCCACAAGGGUCAGUGCCCGUCACAGCCCGUAGACACAAUCAACUGUCUUCCGCCCCCUCGCCGAAGCGCGUUAUCCUCAAUGUCCACGAGUUUCAGACUAGGGCCAAAUAAACACUUCCAAGGCGACA
Cavia porcellus (domestic guinea pig) is the source of this 3193-nucleotide messenger RNA. It is a transcript of the gene Mmel1, whose product is annotated as membrane metalloendopeptidase like 1. Gene Ontology annotation, cellular component: plasma membrane. The coding region runs from base 542 to 2875 and encodes 777 amino acids. Gene Ontology annotation, molecular function: metalloendopeptidase activity. The record is from RefSeq and is a predicted model, not a curated record. The transcript has 26 exons. NCBI's taxonomy places the organism in Eukaryota, Metazoa, Chordata, Mammalia, Rodentia, Caviidae. Gene Ontology annotation, biological process: protein processing.